Messenger RNA from Rangifer tarandus platyrhynchus (Svalbard reindeer), 348 nucleotides. Lineage: Eukaryota; Metazoa; Chordata; Mammalia; Artiodactyla; Cervidae. The record is from the annotation of a GenBank genome assembly.
AUGUGGACGCUUCCAGAGAGCAGCAGGAGAAGGAAGGCAGAGGAAGCAGCCCGGGCUAGUGCACAGCUGACAAGGACAAGCAUCUGCGGUGGUGACCCAGGACACGGCACAUGGGAGCUAAUUUUCCUGUCCUUGCAUAAUCUGGUCCCGCUGACCCUGGGAGCUGCCUGCCAGCCAGCUGCCGUCACCAAACCCAGCGCGCGCUCCCUGGCACCUUGGCUGCGGUUCGUUUCCAACCGAGCUGCCGCGCUGCUGCACACGACUCGCAAACUCCUCAUUUUUGCUGGAGGGCCCUAUGAUGUGGAGGGAUUAGAAACAUUUUCUGUCCUCAACAGUCUGAUAUCCUGA